Messenger RNA from Penicillium argentinense, 1581 nucleotides. RefSeq names its product putative MFS multidrug transporter. The transcript has 3 exons. Gene Ontology annotation, cellular component: membrane. The record is from RefSeq and is a predicted model, not a curated record. Bases 1 to 1581 code for a protein of 526 amino acids. Lineage: Eukaryota; Fungi; Ascomycota; Eurotiomycetes; Eurotiales; Aspergillaceae. Gene Ontology annotation, biological process: transmembrane transport. Gene Ontology annotation, molecular function: transmembrane transporter activity.
AUGUCGACAGAUACUACACAGGCGCCCCCCGCCGAACUGCACAAGAUGGAGGCGGGGCCGGAGGAGACGGUCGCGGAGGGACCAGAUAUGGAGAAGCUGGGCAGAGAGCGUCCAUCAGUCUUCACUUCGAUCUGGUCGGAGCUUGCAUUCUGUUUCUCCAUUGUUAUGUCCCAGAUCUUGGCGGAGUUCUAUAUCACCGGAUCCAAUGUUCUCACCCCCACCUUGGUUGAGGAACUGCAUAUCCCAGAAUCAUCCACCAUCUGGCCCACGACGGCACUCUCACUCGUCAUCUGCGCCACCUUGCUCAUUUUCGGUCGUUUGACCGACAUGUAUGGAGGUUAUCUCGUAUUCAACGCCGGCGCCAUCUGGCUCUCCAUCUCCUCGAUCAUCGCGGGCUUUUCGCAAUCCUGGCUGAUGCUGAUCAUCUUCCGAGCAGCCCAAGGCCUAGCACUGGGUGCUCUAUUGCCAUCCGGAAUGAUGAUUCUGGGCAGCACCUACCGACCAGGCCCACGAAAGAACCUAGUUUUUAGCAUCUAUGGAGCCUGCGCGGCGCUGGGCUUCUUCCUCGGAUUCUUUGUUUCCGGUCUUGCCGGCCAGUUCCUGAGCUGGAGAUGGUAUUUUUGGAUCGGAGCAAUCCUCUCUGCCGUGAUGGGUGUAUCGGCUAUUUUGUCGGUGCCCAAGGACUAUGCAGAGAAGAAGCAUUUAGGUGUUCGGAUGGACUGGGCUGGUUUCGUUCUUUCGAUCGUCGGAACAACACUUCUUGUUUUUGCUAUUGCCGACAGUUCUUACGCGCCGCAAGGAUGGAAAACCCCUUACAUUCCAUUGUUCCUCAUCCUCGGCGUCAUUACGCUGGCAGCUUUUGCAUACGUUGAAGGGUGGGUCGUUCAUAACCCACUAAUGCCGGGCGAUAUUUUCCGUGUCAAGCACAUGACACCGCUUGUGCUGUCCCUGCUCUGCCUCUACGGCUCCCUGGGUGUUUUUCUCCUUUACGGAGUUUUAUAUAUGUCCGCGUUCAUGGGCGCCAGUCCUCUCCAAAUCGUUGCAUGGACUGUUCCGAUGGCGGUUGGCGGCUUAUUUCUGUCGGUUACAGGAGGUUUCAUUCUUCACAAAGUUUCAGGCACGAUUCUCAUGAUCAUUUCGUGCCUAGGCUACGUGGGCUCUGCACUCCUGUUCGCAGUCGUCCCAAUGGGCGGAAAUUACUGGGCAUACGUCUUCCCAGCGAUGAUAUGCGGCACAAUCGCCAUUGACAUAUCAUUCAAUAUUGCCAAUAUCUUCAUUACAACAUCGAUGCCAAAGGCUCGACAAGGUAUCGCCGGAGCACUCCCCUAUUGCACCAUGCAUAUGGGAAUUGCGGUGAUACUUGGCUUUGCCGAUAUCGUGGAGACCCAAACCAAGCAUCUUGGUAAGCGCGAAAGCUACAAGGCUGUGUUUUGGUUCGAAGCAGGUCUUGCUAUUAUUGGAUUACUUAUGAGCGUUGCGUUCGUGCGCAUUAAGAAUGCCGAGAGUGAGUUGACGGCAGAUGAAAAGGAGCAGCUCAAGGAGCAGCCGAAUGCGGAGGCUGUCCAGAGGGAGGAGGUUUAG